This is a messenger RNA of Symbiodinium natans, 684 nucleotides long. The record is from the annotation of a GenBank genome assembly. NCBI's taxonomy places the organism in Eukaryota, Dinophyceae, Suessiales, Symbiodiniaceae.
AUGCCAUUUGAGGACGACAGCACUUGUUGGUUGGACAUGCAAGUGCACACACCAGUUUACAGCAGUUUGCAGCAGGAGCUGCCUGUGUCCUCUCCUGCGCGUGUGUCGAGCAUCAAGGCGUCUGAUCCAUGGGCCGUGCGUGCAGUCCCAGUCGGUGGAGAGAUCGAACGCAUUCGAGUGUUGAACUUUGGCUACCGGAAAAGUCUCUACAAGGUGCCACUGCAAACUAAGCAGCGCUUGCAAUACUUUGAAUACCGGAGGCACCGGAAUCGAUUGCUGAAGCUCCAGCAUGGCAGGUAUAUGGAAGACAUGAAGCUUCGAUGCAUUUCCGGCCCGACGUUUGCGAGCCAUGUCACAGCGUGGGACUUGCUGCAGAACGAGAAAGGUGCCAGUGCUGCUCGCAGCGGGAAUCACGAUGUUAUCUUUGAUCUAGAGAAAUCUGAUUACAUUGUUGCCGUCGAGCAGGCGGCAGUUGGAAACAGUGGCAGUCUGGGUGCCCAACUGCUAUUCAUUACGGCCAGUGGCCGAACGCUCCACAUCAUGGGCCUUUGCCAUCGAAGGAAAGACCCCUUGCCAAGCAGAGUUCGAGUGGAUGUCCAUGCCGGCGAGCAAAUUGUCGGUCUGGAAGUAGAAUUUGGAAGGCUCAUUGGUGUCGAAACAGCACUGGAGCCAGCUGCUGCUUAG